UAGCAUGGAUAAUUAUAUCUCACUAUUAAUAUAUGAUCAAGUGAGAAAAUUGUCAACUGUACAUUCAGUAAAGAGAACAUUCACCUUGAUAUGAGUUUACUGAUGUGUAGGUUAUUCAAACAUCUAAAUAUAGCUGACCUUGACGAAAGUUUGUUAACAGUUUAGAUGUUACAGUAUUGCAUGACACAUUCAGAAAAUGGUACAUACUGCUGCAGUCAUUACAGUUUUGAUUGGUGUAUUAUAUUGGUUUACUACAAAACAAAAUCCAGAUGACGCACUUAAUAUCAAAGUUAAUUCAACAUAUGACUAUAUUGUUGUUGGAUCAGGGUCAGCUGGAGCUGUCAUAGCUAGCAGACUUUCAGAAGACAAUGAUGUAUCAGUAUUGUUACUUGAAACUGGUGGAUCUGAACUAAACAAUGAUAAUAUACGUGUUCCAUUAAAAGUUGGUAGUUUACAAUUGUCUAAUGAAGACUGGGCGUAUUUUACAAUACCACAAAAAUAUAGUCAUCGAGCGAUGGUUGAUCAGAAAUCAUUUUGGCCACGAGGUCGUGUUCUUGGAGGAUCAAGUUCUAUAAAUUACUUAGCAUUUGUUCGUGGUAGCAGACAUGAUUAUGAUCAGUGGGCUACAGAAGGUUGUACAGGAUGGAGUUAUAAAGAUGUUCUACCGUAUUUUCUAAAAAUGGAAGAUAUACAAUUACCAGAUCUCUAUAAUUCUCCAUAUCAUUCAAGAGGAGGAUACCUACCUGUAACUGAAACUCGUGUCUCACUACUUCCUGAUAUUUACAGUAGAAGUGCAACAGAAUUGGGAUUGAAAACUGUUGACGUGAACGGCGAAGAUAUGCUUGGUUAUGCCUAUAUGCAGUCCAACAUCAAAGACGGAGAAAGGUAUAGUACAGCAAGGGCUUACCUCAGACCUGUUCUGAAAAGGACAAAUUUACACAUUAGUGUUCACAGUUAUGUCACCAAGAUUUUGAUUGAACAAAAGAAGGCAAUUGGUGUGGAAUUUAUCAAGAAUAACAGAAAGACACAAGUUUUUGCCGGAAAAGAAGUAAUUGUUUCUGCUGGGACAGUUAAUAGUCCGAAGUUAUUGAUGUUAUCUGGAAUUGGACCAAAGAAACAUUUAGAAGACCUAGGGAUACCAGUAAAGGCCAAUUUACCUGUAGGAGAGAAUUUAGAGGACCACAUGAUGUUUUUUAUGAAGUAUAAAGUCAACCAAUCAUAUUCUGUAACCAAAGACCGGUCGAAUUCAAUGACCAAUACAAUUUGGUACGAAUUGACGGGAAAGGGAUGGAAUUCAUAUUGUGGAGGCGAAGGCCACAUAUUUGGACAAACGAAAGACAGAAAUAAAAAUGAACCAGAAUGGCCUGAUUAUCAGCUCCAAUUAUCCAAUGCUGCCCAAGAUGAAGACUUCAUUGAGGAAGGACUAAAAUUAAACUUGAAAAGAGAAAUUAAAGAUCAGUUAAAAAAAAGAGGAAGUAAGAAUGAGUUUACCAUAAUGAACAUUUUGUCUCAUCCUAGGAGUAAAGGAACAAUACGCCUAAAAAGUGCAGACCCUUUUGAUUAUCCUAUUAUAAAUCCAAACUACCUACAACAUCCGGAUGACAUCAAAGUUUUAAUAAGCGCUAUUAAAAAAUCACAACAAAUUGCAUCUACCCAAGCAAUGAAAGAAAUUGGUGCAACAUUGAACCCAUUUGAUAUUGACGGUAUAUGUGACAAAGAUAUUUUUGACAGUGAUUCAUAUUGGGAAUGUAUGGUACGUCAUUUUGCUGUAUCUUUUUCCCAUCCAGUAUCCACGUGUAGAAUGGGUGGACUCAUCGACAAGACAGCUGUUGUUGACACAGAGUUAAGAGUUAGAGGCAUUAAAGGACUUCGAGUCGCUGAUUGUUCCGUUGCAAGACGUCAAUUAUCUGGUAAUACAAAUGCACCUUGUAUAAUGAUAGGAGAAAAAGCUGCAGAUCUCAUUAGAGGAAAAGACAGCGUCGCAGAAUUUAGACAAAAAAUAACAUCUUUGAAAUUGUAAUUGUUUGCACUCAUAUACAGUAUUUUUUGGACAUCUAAAUAGUUUACAAUUUUUUCAGGAAAAUAAAUACUCGUCAUAAGUCAUAUAAAUUCUUUUGAGUGUUAAAUAUGUCCUGUAUACGAAUUUUAAAUUCUACAUCUCUAAAAAAAGUCUAGUGAUAAUGCAUAAAUAAUUGUUUGUAUAGAAAAUGAUAUUUUAUAAAGGAUACAUGUACCCUUAUUUAUUCUGAAUACAUUUGAUGCAGUCUAAGCAUCUGUAAUAUUUGUCAUUGAUCACCUAUUUUUAUACCUAUUGUAUACAGUUUGUAAUAAAUAUAUCCAAUGGUU
Messenger RNA from Mytilus californianus (California mussel), 2346 nucleotides. Its product is annotated as glucose dehydrogenase [FAD, quinone]-like. The transcript is spliced from 12 exons. Bases 197 to 2020 code for a protein of 607 amino acids. Lineage: Eukaryota; Metazoa; Mollusca; Bivalvia; Mytilida; Mytilidae. The record is from RefSeq and is a predicted model, not a curated record. Gene Ontology annotation, molecular function: oxidoreductase activity, acting on CH-OH group of donors; flavin adenine dinucleotide binding.